ACAAAACAAAACAACAUAAUAACAAAAACACUUGUCUUCGCUCAUGUUUCAUAUUAUAAUUUUACAUUAUUAUCAAAUACUUGGAUUAAAAACAUCGGAAUUAUGACAUAAAAGUUAAUAUUUUGGUUCAACCAAUUCUUAUUGUAAAAUUGUUUCAUUUUUGUUGAAAAUAGGAAAAGAGUAAUGGACGACAUUGUAGAUGCACAUUACUUCAUGACAAGGACUCAGGGAAACGUUUAUUCUUUAGUGCCUUUAAAUUUGACCAGUGGAGUAAGUCUUUUUAUUGCUGCCAGCUGGAAAAGAAGUAUUUAUUCGUUUGGUUACUGCGGAAAUCCUGAAGGAUCUAUGAAACCUACAGUAAAAGAACACUCAUUCACCUACAUACCAAGUGGUGCAGAAAUAAUUUCAAUUGAUGCCUUUAACAAAUCAUCAACGUGUGACGAUUUCCACAUAGGAAUUGCCAUCACCAAGAUGGGUGGAGAUCACCCAGAAAUGUAUAUGAACAUCUAUUCAGAGCAAGACCUGGACACCAACUACACACUCAACAUAGAUAGCAUUGCACAGAACUGUUUCAUGUUGGAUUUAAAAUUCUUCCCUUACCACCUAACUCAUACUGCAGUCCAUCAACCAAACAGUUCAAUUCAAAAAGAGACAGUGUGGCUGUUGUCGGGAAGUGACAGCAAGAUACAUGUGUUUCAAGAAGAGCUACAGACACACAGUUGGUCAGAAACUGAUGUCUCUGAGCUGUUUCCUGAGUUGGUUGAUCCUCCCAGCACAGUUCUAUGGAUCAAUGUUCGUCACACCCAUAAUCUCACAAGGAGGGUGACAGUGAUUGGAUGUGAUGUAGGUUUCACCCAGGUUUCCAUUGUCAACACUUUGUCCAACACUGUUCUGCAGAAACUCUCUGAGAUCUUUGAGAGUCCUGUUACCCAUGUCCAGAUUUUCUCAAUGGCCCCAGACAGUGUUAAUCCUCCUAGAGGCUUCAGCGUUGAGGAUUCAUAUUGUGAAGGGUCAAUUGAAAAAAUCUCUAAUAGCCAAGAUAGCGAUCUACACCUUUUAGUUUGCAAUGGAAACAAUCGUUCAUGUGUAUUCAUGAACAUUGAAGAUAAAGGAUUAUCAGAGAGCAACAAAAUAGAACUGGACGGCAGCGAUUCUCACGAUGCGUGUGUUUGCUCUUGUGUAUGUGACUUGGACAUGGAUGGGGAAAAUGAGAUUUUGAUUGGUACAUUUGGAAGUGCAUUGUUGGUGUACAAGUGGAUAGGCAAAGAGUGGGUAGAGCGAGGAGUUCGCAAUACAGCUGCUCCAGUACACGGACUACAGUUCUUGGACCUGGUGGGGGACGGAAGCAGUCAGCUAAUAGUUCAGACGUCGGCCGGAGUACAUAUAAUGCAGCACAAAGCCAAACAUAUGUUCCAAGUUUUGCUGUCAAGACUCCAACCUUCUGAGCCUACCAUUUCUCCAGAUUAGAUUUUUACCACCAUCACGUCAACUGAUUAAAACUGCUAUGUUAAGCUCUUAAUUUAGGAUUACUUUGUUAUUGUUGUCUUUGUUAUAUUUUUGCCAAUGUUAUGUUAGUGCUAAAAUAUAUGUGAUUUAUUUUUA
Macrosteles quadrilineatus (aster leafhopper) is the source of this 1602-nucleotide messenger RNA. Its product is annotated as KICSTOR complex protein kaptin-like. Gene Ontology annotation, cellular component: KICSTOR complex; actin cytoskeleton; lamellipodium. The record is from RefSeq and is a predicted model, not a curated record. Bases 184 to 1467 code for a protein of 427 amino acids. The transcript has 10 exons. Gene Ontology annotation, molecular function: actin filament binding. NCBI's taxonomy places the organism in Eukaryota, Metazoa, Arthropoda, Insecta, Hemiptera, Cicadellidae. Gene Ontology annotation, biological process: negative regulation of TORC1 signaling; cellular response to amino acid starvation; actin filament organization.